Molecule: messenger RNA, 2301 nt
Organism: Trematomus bernacchii (emerald rockcod)
Lineage: Eukaryota; Metazoa; Chordata; Actinopteri; Perciformes; Nototheniidae
Product: piggyBac transposable element-derived protein 4-like
Exons: 3
Coding region: 40-2151 (703 amino acids)
Source: RefSeq, a predicted model, not a curated record
UCCUCCCUUCCCCUCCCCUCCACCUCGGCCCCCCCCCUGAUGUCUCAGCCCCCCCUCAUCCUGACGCAGACGGCGGGGGGGACGUUCCUCCUUCCAGCAGGGAGUCACCACGGCUCCCCCAUCCUCCUCACCACACAGCCAAUUGCAACAAUGGCAGGCAGGAAAAAGACUUGUACCACUGAGGAGGUACUGGCCAUUCUGGCUGAAGACAGCGGGGCAGCUAUUUUACCGGUCGACUCCGAGUCGGACGACGAGGACCUCCUGCAGCCAGAACUACACCCGGACAGUAGUGACUCUGAUUAUGUACUUCCACCAUCGGAAAGUGAUGAAGAUUACGAGCCUAAAAUGGCUUCUGCUCCACCCUCACAUCCUCAGCCAUCAUCGCCUGCUUCCACUCAGCUGAGACCAUCCACACGUACCCCUCCUCAGCCAUCAUCUUCUUCAUCUGAUUCCGAAUCACCCGAAGAGACGCAGCACAAAAGAAAAGGAAAAGCGUCAUAUAAAUCAGCCACACCCAGGAAGCGUGGCCGAGGUGGGUCUCCCCGAGGUGGGUCUCCCCGAGGUGGGUCCCCCUCUUCCAGAACGACAGAGGAAGACCUCAGGUGGCACACCAGAGAGGAGAAAGACCAAAGACCAGAGCCAUGCAGGUUCAUGCCAGCCAGGGUCCCCGGCCCCGCGUUAGACCCCAUCACAGCGUGGUCUCCCCUCUCCCUCUUCAGAAUGUUCUUCAGCUCCUCCGUGGUCCAGAGGCUCAUCGACAACACCAAUGCAAACGCCCUGAAGAGGUCACAGGCUGGAAAGAAGUACGUUUGGAAAGAGCUGACUCUGAGGGACUUUUAUGUUUUCCUGGCCAUUAUCAUUUUCUCCGGCCUCGUCCACGUUCACCACAGAUCGGACUACUGGAGGAAGAAAUGGCCGUACAACUUCCAAUUCCCAUCUGAGAAAAUGUCCCGGAGACGCUUUGAAACCAUCCUGUGGUCGCUGCACAUGAGCGACCCUAAAGAAGACGAGGAAAACGAGCGCAAAAGGAACACCCCCGAGUACGACAGACUCUUCAAGAUCAAGCCCCUUUACACGGACAUCGUUACUGCCUGCAAAGCACAUUUCCAGCCCCAUCGGAACAUUUCAAUAGAUGAGAGGAUGGUCGCCUCCAAGGCCCGCAUCAGCAUGAAGCAGUACACGAAGAACAAGCCCAUAAAGUGGGGGUACAAACUGUUUGUGCUGGCGGACUCCUCAACGGCAUACACCUGGAACUUCUUUGUGUACACGGGGAAGAGUGAGUCCACCACAGGCCAUGGACUCAGCUACUCCUCCGUGACCGACCUCCUGCCUCUCCCUCUGCUCGGUGCGGGCUACACACUCUUUGUGGACAACUUUUACACCAGCCCUGCCCUCUUUGAGGAUUUGUCCACAAAAAACAUUGGCUGUUGUGGGACCAUUAGAAAAAAUAAAAUGGAGUUUCCACGGACGGAGUUGAAUGACCUACCGAAAAAGGCAGAAAGGGGAGAUCUGCGGUGGAUAAGGAGAGGCAAAAUCCUGUUCGUGAAGUGGAUGGACACCCGUGAAGUGACCAUGUGCUCCACAGUGCACGAGGCCUUCAGCGGUCAGACUGUCCAGCGGAAAGUGAAACAGGCUGGUGUGUGGCAGACGAAGACUGUUCCUGCUCCUGACGCUGUGGUGGACUACAACCGAAGCAUGGGUGGCGUGGAUGUGUCAGACGCUUUGAUUGGGUACUACAGCGUUCACUACAAAACAAUGAAAUGGUACAAGACUUUUUUUUACCAUUUUAUGGACAUUGCAGUGGUGAACAGCUUCCUUCUCUACAAGGAGCUGUCCAAGAUGAAGAAUGACCCCGCCAGGACAAAGCCACACACCCAGAAGUCCUUCAGGGAGAAGCUGGCUGCAGAGAUGUUGGAGUUUGCUGGAGUCCCUGCAGCAGAAGCAGCAGCAGCACCAUCCCCCCCACCGCUCACAUGCAUGCCCGUGUAUUAUGGGGAAGAUGCCACCGCGCUCAGGAAGUACUGCAAGAACUGCUCUAAUGCUGGCAACAAAACGGUGAAGACACCUGUGUACUGCAGGAAGUGCAUGGUCCCUCUGUGCUUCACUUCUAGAAAGAACUGUUUCAUGGAGUGGCACGACCAAACACUGUAACAUUCAGGGUGUAUACAGUUUUGCCAGUGUGUUGUUCUUUACAAAAAAAAAGUGAUUGUUUUUACCUUUUGAUUUCAGAGUGUAGUUUUCUUGUGUAUUAUGUUGGUAACAUGUUUAAAAUAAAUCUGCUUCAGUUGGAGUCAAACUUCA